AGGCCGACUGCCUGAUUGCCCAGUUUCGCUGUGUUCAUUGUUCUUUAUUAUACACACACAUACACACACAUAGAUGCACACGGAGCAACAUAUAUUCUGAAUUCGAAGAAGAAGAAGAAGAAAUGUCUGCGAUAUUCAGAUGGAAGACAAAACUCAGACACAUUACCUGCAGUAUUACAUCCAUGUCCCUAUCAAAAACCUCUUCUUCUCUCUACCAUUUGUCAGUUAAACCACCACUCACACUCUUACCCUACUCGCACAGUCACCGCCAAUCGAUUCUAGGGCUAGGGUUUCAGGAGAGGCACAAAUGGGAUGGAAGUUCCGACGAGUACGAUCACAUUCGCGCCGAAGUGAACUGCCCUCGGUGUUCCAAGCUCAUGAACGUCCUCUUCUCGAACCGUCCGUUGUCAAUCACUGGUGGAGAGACGGGUAUAUACCAAGCCCUCAAUCUCUGCCCUAAUUGCAGGACCGCCUUCUAUUUCAGGCCGUUGAAGUUGGUUCCGUUGCAGGGGAGUUUCAUAGAGAUUGGUAGGGUUAAAGGGAAGGAGGAAGAUGGAAAUGUUUGCACAGAUGGUGACGAAAAUAGGAAAAUAGGAGCCAAGAUUAGGGAGAAAUUGAGGUCGUACGGUAGGGAUACGGUGGAGGAUUUCCCAACGCCCGCGAGUCCAAUUGGGGCUGAGAUGCGCACGCCGGUGGCGUCGGAUGCUGUGGUGCGGACGGGGAGUGGUGGGUCGGGUGGUAGUGGUGGUGAUGGGUGUUCUAGAGAGAGAAAUGGUUGGGGCGGGUCGAAUAUGGGGAAGGACUUACCCACUCCGAAGGAGAUAUGCAAGGGACUCGAUGAGUUUGUCAUUGGGCAAGAAAGAGCUAAAAAGGUGCUUUCUGUGGCAGUUUACAACCACUACAAAAGAAUACAUCAUGCUGCCUUGCAUAAAGAGUCAGGUGCCGAAUUUUGCAAGGCUGAUGUUGAAAAUGAUGAUAAUGAUUUUGUUGAGCUAGAAAAGAGCAAUGUGCUGCUGAUGGGUCCAACAGGCUCAGGGAAGACAUUACUCGCCAAAACACUAGCUCGCGUGGUUAAUGUGCCUUUUGUUAUUGCAGAUGCAACGGCAUUAACACAGGCAGGUUAUGUUGGAGAAGAUGUGGAAUCCAUAUUGUCCAAACUACUUACGGUUGCUGAGUUUAAUGUGGAAGCAGCUCAGCAAGGGAUUGUGUACAUCGAUGAAGUUGAUAAGAUAACUAAGAAGGCUGAGAGCUUAAAUAUCGGCAGAGAUGUAUCUGGAGAGGGUGUUCAACAGGCAUUGCUGAAAAUGUUGGAAGGAACCAUAGUUAAUGUUCCUGAUAAUAGAGCUCGAAGGCAUCCUCGUGGUGAUAGCAUUCAGAUAGAUACAAAAAAUAUCCUUUUUAUAUGUGGUGGAGCUUUUGUUGAUUUGGAAAAGACCAUCUCAGAAAGACGACAGGAUUCUUCUAUCGGUUUCGGAGCACCAGUUCGUGCAAAUAUGAGACUUGGCAGACUAACUAAUGCUGUAGUGACGUCAUCGUUAUUGGAAUCUGUAGAAAGUGGUGAUCUUAUUGCAUAUGGCCUCAUACCUGAAUUUGUAGGAAGAUUUCCUAUUUUAGUGAGUCUUUCUGCUCUAAACGAGGAUCAACUUGUUCAGGUCCUCACGGAGCCCAAAAAUGCUCUUGGUAAACAGUACAAGAAAAUGUUCAGCAUGAACAAUGUCAAUUUACAUUUCACGGAUAUUGCACUGAGGUUAAUUGCAAAGAAAGCAAUGUCAAAGAACACUGGUGCCCGAGGUUUAAGAACCAUAUUAGAAAAUAUACUUACAGAAGCCAUGUUUGAGAUUCCUGAUGCCAAAACAGGACAAAAUACCAUAGAUGCAGUUUUGGUUGAUGAAGAGGCUGUAGGAACGGUGGACACAGCAGGAUGCGGAGCAAAAAUUCUCAGUGGUGAUGAUAUAUCUGACCCGCCUUUCCACAUAAGAAAUUUUAAAGAUCCCAUUGAAAAAGGCAUGGCUGCUGAUGGGGCGUUAGAAGAAGAAGACUUAGAGCUCUCAUCAAGAGCCAUUUGCCUGUGAACUUAGUUUUUUGGCAUUUGUAAAGUCUCGUAAUAAUAUUUAUUAUAGUUGUGAAAUAACCAAGUCUAUUUGGGAUUAGUGUUUUUGAAAAGUGUUUCCUUUUUCCUCAUAAAAAGAAAAAAGAAAAAAGAAAAAGAAUAUGAUAUGUAUAAAAAGCAUUUGGGGGAGCAUUUCCAUCA
Messenger RNA from Cornus florida, 2251 nucleotides. Its product is annotated as CLP protease regulatory subunit CLPX2, mitochondrial. Gene Ontology annotation, cellular component: mitochondrial matrix. Gene Ontology annotation, biological process: proteolysis; protein folding; protein catabolic process. The record is from RefSeq and is a predicted model, not a curated record. Gene Ontology annotation, molecular function: ATP hydrolysis activity; ATP-dependent protein folding chaperone; ATP binding. Bases 123 to 2072 code for a protein of 649 amino acids. NCBI's taxonomy places the organism in Eukaryota, Viridiplantae, Streptophyta, Magnoliopsida, Cornales, Cornaceae. The transcript has 15 exons.